AUGGAUAAUGAGGAUUUAACACCUGAAGAUUUUAUCUCGGAACGAAAGGAAGUAUUACCUAUCAUAAGACCCAAUUUAAAGUUGGAUAUGCCUUCCACAACACGAAGUAUCGAUAAACCUACUAAGAAACUCCGAACAUAUAACGAAGCAAUCACCCACGCAUGCCAGCAAAAAGGUACAGAAAAUAGCAACAACAAAACAAUGUUCAUUGUAGAUACUUUGUCACUAAAACCUUUUACAAUAUUGGACAAUCAUGGAAAUGAGGAAAAUGCACUCGCUCAUGAUACUAUUGUAAAUAAUCUUGUAGCAAAAUAUGAUUCUAUCAAAUCUAUUCCAAUCAUGAAAAGACCAUAUGAAGAUGACAGUGCUACUAAUUCAUUAUGUAUAAACUGUGCAUCACAAGUUCAUGCUGAACUCAGCAGCUUGUUUGAUACCUCGCCUUAUUCCUCAUUAUUGAAACAAUGGGAGUAUACUCCUUUAACAGGUGACUUAUGCACAUUACUGAACAAAGACUGGCAAUUUUACCCUCAAGUCAAAUAUUUUCUGCAACUGUUUUCGCUGGCAAUCAUGAUAAAUACGGUUGAAAUGUAUGGCAGGACGAAAACCGCUGACUAUCAUCGUGAAUCAUUUGGAAAGUUAAAAAACAGCGUCAUAACAAACUCGUUGCCCCCACCAAUAAAAGUAUUCCACCAAAAUGUAUGGCCUACUUCAUUAGAUGUACGGGAUGGAAAGAAGCUUGUAAUUGGAACUCAAGUUUCAAACGCAUUAGUAACUUCCAGUAUUCGUUUAGAUGAAAAAGGUUUUGUAUCGAUUGGUGCCACUUCAUCUCAUUUCAUGCUCGAUACAAUCAAGGACUCCUUGGCAUCUAAGAUUUUUAUUGAUAUUAACUCAUUAAAAUCUGCAAAGACAUUGAUUGAAGAUCCAUCAACUACACACGUUUCGGAUAUUGGUAUUAUAUUUCACCAAUUGCGGCAAGUACGAACAAAGUUUCAUCUACCGUCGACAUACUCUUUAUGCCGUGCUUCUGGUCCAAUCACCAUAAAUCAUACUUGCCAUCCAUUCUCACUCUUCACUUUAAGUGAAUUUGACCGUGGUCGCAGUCCAUCUGCAUCUAUAUUUCGUACAAUUGCUAAUGAGGUUUUAUUAAAUAAUAGCGACGCCAAACUCGCCAAAGAAAAUGUUAGCAAAAGAAAAGCAAUCCUCUCCAACAUCCUUGCUUUGUAUGAAAAUGAUAAGGACAGGCUUCCAAUUUUAUAUAAUGCUCCACUCAACAAAGAACUAGAAGCACUUGCUAUCUUAUUAAUACCCACCAUUGUAGAGGCAAACAAAUCCGUUGAAGCCCAAGUGAAACAGGUCUUUGAAGUCUUCGGUUGCUUGUAA
Messenger RNA from Cokeromyces recurvatus, 1380 nucleotides. RefSeq lists its product as uncharacterized. The record is from RefSeq and is a predicted model, not a curated record. NCBI's taxonomy places the organism in Eukaryota, Fungi, Mucoromycota, Mucoromycetes, Mucorales, Mucoraceae. The transcript has 3 exons. Bases 1 to 1380 code for a protein of 459 amino acids.